CUCGCCGCUGCCCACGGCCAGGAUGGAGCAGCAUCGAUCCCCGUUGAUGGGGAUGUCGAUGCUGCCGAGGAGGGGGCCGCCGCCGUCACUGGCUCGGAUUCUGACUCCCAGCAGGAGGAAGACCAGCAUCUGGCGGAUGCGGUGCGUGGAUUGGGACUGACUACGAAGUCGCCCUUCGCACAUGAUCAAUCCGGGAAGGCAAGAAGCACUGGCACGAUCCGGCGAACGCCCUCCACUUCGAGUGAGGACGAUUACGAGGAUGACGAGGUGCUACAGUGGCUGCCAACCGCCGACCUGACAUCGGUGGAUGGAUCGGAGCGCUACUCCGACAUCCGGCAGCUGCUGGCCAGACAGCAGCCGUUCCUCUCGGAGGACCAGCACUCGCUCGGCGGCUCGGAUUGGGCAGUCGGCGAUGGCUACGAUCUGAGCGCCUACAACCAGAUCAACGGUGUGUGGCCUUUGGGUCAUCCGCUGCCCCUGCCUGACUGGACCAGCGGCGAGGGCGAGGCCGGCAAGGGAAACCUGAUCUUCGACAACGUGUGGCAGUACGAGGAGCUGAACGGGAUUGUGGAGAGCACGCUGCAGCGCAUGCUGGAGGAGACCCACUACAACACGGUCAAUCUGUUUGUGGACUUCUACCGUAGCUUCAAGCGCACUCGCCGCUCGGAUCUGCGCAGCUUUUUCCAGUUCUACGACGUGCCCAUCAACCGUCGCCACCACAUGCGCGUCUCGCUGGCCUUUGAGAUCAUGGCCAGGAUGGUGCAGAUGUUCCCGGUGCUGGCGCAGUACUUGUAUGUGGUCUCCUGCGAGGAGCAGGUGAUGGACUGCAAUGACUACGUUCAGCUGGACGAAGAGUACGGCCUAAACUCGGCCAACGCGGCCGUUGAGAAGGAGCACGUAAUGGUGGCCAUGCGUAUAGCCAUAGGAGAGCGUCGUGGCGUCAUGAUUCUCGAUCCAGGGUACCACGUGAGUCGUGAGGUGACUGUAAUGAAGGAUAAGAGCUAUCCACACACUGGUAAGUCUGCUUUACAGAAGUGUAUCGCAGAUUAUUAUACCCGAUACUCAAAACGCAGAAUCAUAGAUAAUGACCAUAUCUAUCAGACCUCGCUGGUCUACGUGGCCCAGGAGUACAUCACGGCCAUCGAUGUGACCGUGCGCCGGAAUCUGGUGUACAACUUCCGGUCGCUGCUCUUGCGCGAUGCCAAGGGCCAGGUGUAUGCGGGUAUCUACUUCCCGCUGGUGGCCAACGUGCAGGAGUCGUAUCUGACCAUCUUCUACGACGGACCCAACGAGCAGAGGGUGCGGACGAAGCUGAUGUUCAGCGGCUUCAAAGUGGGCAAAGGUAAGCUACCAGACUCCAUAAGCCACCAUUUGGGGAAGCUGGCACCGCAGCUGAAGAUGCCGUUGCAGGAGCUCACGGAGCUGUGCAAAGCCCUGGCCGAGGUGGUCACCGAUCAGAACUUUAUCGGCCAGGUGCUGUCCAUCAACGACGACAUCGGCAACAUGUCCGUGGAGAAUUGACGGUUAAAGGAGCCUAAGGAUGUCGCUGCAAGUCCCGAAGAGAUGGAGAAAGACCUUGACACAGCAGCUGCAACUUAGAGUUCCAAAUCUAAAUACUUUAUCCUUUCCACACAGUAAUAUUCUUUUAGUAGCACCUAAACACACCCC
This is a messenger RNA of Drosophila miranda, 1668 nucleotides long. RefSeq lists its product as uncharacterized. Lineage: Eukaryota; Metazoa; Arthropoda; Insecta; Diptera; Drosophilidae. The transcript is spliced from 3 exons. The record is from RefSeq and is a predicted model, not a curated record. The annotation marks the transcript as partial.